Ctenopharyngodon idella (grass carp) is the source of this 986-nucleotide messenger RNA. Its product is annotated as odorant receptor 131-2-like. Gene Ontology annotation, biological process: G protein-coupled receptor signaling pathway. The record is from RefSeq and is a predicted model, not a curated record. The transcript has a single exon. Bases 15 to 986 code for a protein of 323 amino acids. Gene Ontology annotation, cellular component: membrane. Lineage: Eukaryota; Metazoa; Chordata; Actinopteri; Cypriniformes; Xenocyprididae. Gene Ontology annotation, molecular function: G protein-coupled receptor activity.
UUUUUUUUAGGUUUAUGGCGGGGUCCAAUGGCACAGCUGAGGAUGCGUCGUUAACUUAUCAGCAAAUCUUUAAUCAAGACAUGGAUGCUGGGCUCAGUACUAAAACUGCAGUGGCUGUGUUAACAUCUCUGUUCUUUGUUUUUGUAAACUGUGUAAUGCUCUUUGCUCUAGGAAGCAAGCACAUAUUCCAGGAGACGCCGCGCUACAUUCUUUUUGGCCACAUGCUUAUGAAUGACUCUGUGCUUUUGCUGCUCACAACUAUCAUGUACACAGUGGCUCAGUGUUUCCUUCCAAUACCCAAAUCCAUAUGCACUCUAUUAGUUUUUAUUUCUCACUGCACUUUCCGUAACGCUCCUCUGACUCUAGCACUGAUGUCUCUGGAGCGGUACGUGGCGGUCUGCUUCCCUCUGAGACACUGCAACAUCGCCACACCAAAAAGGACUGGAAUUGCCAUAGGAAUCAUCUGGUUUCUUAGUUCUAUAAAUUUUAUAACAGACAUUAUUUUUGUUUUAACUGUCAACCCCAAUUAUUUAGCCGGUAUUAUAUUUUGCACUUUAGAAAAAUUGUUUCUAUACAAAUGGCAGCUGGAUAAAUAUCAAGCAUUUGAUGUUCUUUAUUUUGUGUCGGUUGCAGUGAUCAUUAUUUUCACAUACAUUAGCAUUAUGAUCACAGCCAGGUCUGUUUCCUCUGAUAAAGAUUCAGCUAAAAAAGCCCUCCGAACGGUGCUAUUGCACUUGAUUCAGCUGGGACUGUGUCUUACCUCUUUUUUGUAUACAAUAAUAGAAAGGACACUGUACAUGAUGACUGGAAGCAGCCCGUCUCUUUUCAUAAAUCUUAGAUAUCUUAAUUAUCUUAUUGUUCUUAUUCUGCCGCGCUGCCUGAGUCCUCUGAUCUAUGGUAUGAGAGAUGAAGCGGUGUGGCCCUUAUUUAAAUAUUUCUUCUGCUAUCAUUCAGGAAAAGUAAGGCCCUCCGUUAAUGUACAUUAA